Psylliodes chrysocephalus is the source of this 1124-nucleotide messenger RNA. The record is from the annotation of a GenBank genome assembly. Lineage: Eukaryota; Metazoa; Arthropoda; Insecta; Coleoptera; Chrysomelidae.
CAUGAAUACUAUAAGUUUGUGUUUCCUACUUUUUAUCGUAGCUGUUUCUACAGCUUCACCGGUUUUAAAUUCUACUUUAGAUAGUUACAGCGCUUGCAACAUCAACAGUUUCAAAGAUGUAUCGUCAGUUACGUCCACAUGUAAAACUAUCUCAGUAGGCAGUUUUCAGGUACCGGCUGGACAAACUUUGAAACUUGCUCUUCAGUCUGGUGCGACUUUAACCUUUAAUGGCGUAAUAACAUUUGGGUAUGUACCAUGGAACGGUCCGUUGAUGUGGAUCACUGGAAACGGCAUUACUGUACAAGGAUCACCAACUCAUUUGCUCAACGGAACAGGAGAGCAAUGGUGGGACGGAAAAGGUGAUCACAGCCUAAAAAAGAAGCCUCAAUUUAUGCUAAUUCAAGCCACAGGUGGUUCAAUCUUCAAAAGUAUCAAAGUUAAAAAUUGCCCACACACUUGCAUUGGAAUCUCUGAUUCGCAUGACUUGACUUUGCAAUCCUGGAAUAUUGAUUCUCAAUAUGGAGAUAAACAUGGAGGAGCUAAUACCGAUGGUUUCGAUAUUUCAAAAUCCAGCAGAAUAACCAUCAAAGACAGCAACGUUGCGAAUCAAGAUGAUUGCAUCUGCGUUAACCAAGGACAAAAUUUAACUUUUGAUAACUUACAUUGUACAGGAGGACAUGGUUUAAGCAUUGCAGUUGGAAUUUUUAGUACUUACGCUCUCAACACUGUUCACAACGUUACUUUCGAAAAUUCUAUCGUUAAAAAUUCAAGGAAUGGUAUCCACGUCAAGAGCAUCGCUGGUAAUCAAACAGGAGAGAUAUCUGAUGUUACUUAUAAAAAUAUAACACUUUCAGGUAUUUCAUUUUACGGGAUUAAUGUACAACAAGACUACACAAACGAUAGUCCCUCUCCCCACCCUAUAGGAAAUAUUAAAAUCAAGCAGCUUACUAUGCAGGGCGUCAGAGGUAGUUUGAGUGGUCCCAAUUCCCAAAGCGUAUACGUUCUGUGUGGACCUGGAGGAUGCAACAACUGGACUUGGAGUGGAGUCAAUCUCAGGGGCGCUUCUAAGAAGAAUUUUUGUAACUUUUCUCCAAAUGGAUUUAAUUGUUUAGGUAGGUAAGGAA